Molecule: messenger RNA, 994 nt
Organism: Plasmodium vivax (malaria parasite P. vivax)
Lineage: Eukaryota; Apicomplexa; Aconoidasida; Haemosporida; Plasmodiidae
Exons: 2
Coding region: 560-895 (111 amino acids)
Source: RefSeq, a predicted model, not a curated record
CGUAAAAAUUUCCGGGCUGGUUUGCAAGACGACCAGCGUGAUGCUAAAAAGGUGUGCACGUGAAUGGACUCCCCCUCACGAGUACACCCAUGUGGAAAGAAAAACCAUCCCACGGGAGACGUGUUAAGUGGAAGACUGCUAUCCACGUGGCAGUUCUUUUUUUACAUUCCCGCAUGUACGCUAAGAGGUUAGUUGAUCACACAGGGGAAGAGCGAUGUUUGUACAGCCUCCCUCCAUGCACGCUUCUCACCAUGCAAUGAGGAUAAGUUAAAUUUUUUUGGGCAUAUAAAAGGGGAGGAAAAAAAAAAAAAAGAGAAAGCUGGACUUUCCCUUCCCCCAAAAAAACGGUUGACACACCUCCCCCUUUGAGACAACCUCCCGCAGCUGUACUUUUGGCCACACAGGGUGAAAACCUACUACCAAAUCUCGUGCAACGCUGAGGAGUCGCUUCAGUCAAAGGAAGCCAAUUCAAAUAAAGAGGAGGGGAGGAAAACAAAAAAGCACGCGCUCAGAAAGGUAGGCGCGAAAAGGCAAACUCUUAAGGGGUACAACGCGAACCAUGGAGGAACGCCCCACGGGUCUGAGGAGCCUCCCCCUGACGGAAAAAAAAGGCGAGGCGAAGAGGCUAACGCAGUCCAGAGAGGACGCCCCCACAGAGGAAGACCUGGAGAUAUGUUUCCACCUGCCCAACGGAGAGACCCUCACACUAAAGGAAAACGGGGGCAUAGAAGUUGGCCAUUUGAAACUAAAACUGUCACACCUUUUGGGGAAGCCCUAUCAGCAAAUCUUCUUAACGUACAAUAAUAUGGCCAUGCUGGAUCCCUUGUCUAUAAUAGACGUCACUGGGAGGGCCAAUUUGCAAAAAAUUCACAUCGAGGUUGGCUACCCCGACUAGUGCGCUCUGCCUGCUCGGGUGCUAAGCGGGUGCGAAUGGGUCCUACAUACGCUGCUUCUGCAUCUGCUUCUUCUACGUAUGCUGCUUCUUUUUUUUUUU